Messenger RNA from Musca vetustissima, 592 nucleotides. RefSeq lists its product as uncharacterized. Bases 9 to 584 code for a protein of 191 amino acids. NCBI's taxonomy places the organism in Eukaryota, Metazoa, Arthropoda, Insecta, Diptera, Muscidae. The record is from RefSeq and is a predicted model, not a curated record. The transcript has 4 exons.
CCAAAACAAUGAAUAGUUUCUGCGGUUUUCGUUUGUCCACUGUGGGCAUUGUCAUCGGUUGGUUCAAUUUAAUUGGUUCCAUAUUUUCGACUAUCGUGCUCUGUGUGGCCUUUACCCGUUUGGAUGAUUUGGUGAAGCUUAUUCAGGACAAUAUCGAUAACACUACGAAUGCUGUCGAUGAUGUGGGCAUAAGGACCGCUGUUAUCAUUACUUUGUGCGUUUACCUGACCACCAGUGUGACAAAUGUAAUUGCAUCUUCGCUGUUGAUUGUGGGCACAGUUAAGGAACGUCAUCUUCUGUUGACACCUUGGUUGGUCAAUGCCUACAUUUUCAUCUUUUUCAAUGUCCUGAACUUCAUAUACAUGAUAUAUGUCGCUAUUGCUAAGGGACUUCCAGUAGGCUCAACAAUUGGAACACUCAUUGGCACUGCACUGGGUUUGGUGAUUCAAUUGAUUAUCUGGAAUGCCAUUUAUUCGCUGUUCAAACAGAUUCGUGCCAAUCGUGAUUUGCAACAACGUCUAUUGCCAACCACUUCGGCUGCUCAAUAUCCCAACUAUACCAAAAUGCCGCCAACUGUUGAAUAGACCUAAAG